AUGGCGACCAUCGCGGACGAGCUACUGAACGAUUUUGAGGACAGCGGUUCCGAAAACGAGGACAACACGAACGGAUUUCACGCUGGCGACCAUAACGACGGUCUCUAUGCCAAAGGUGACGAAGACCCAGACGUCACGGUCUCCGGAUCCCCUGAUCGUGAUGACAUCCCAGGCGAUGAAAAUAUGGAAGAUGCAGAAGAGGAGGCCGAGGCCGACGAUGCGGCUCGAGGUGACAUCGCGGACGACGAAGCUGAAGCAAAGGCAAAGGUCGAGAAGAUGCGCCUGGGAGGUGAAAGCGAUGUGAGGAAUGUUGCUCGCUUAAUGAAGACUCUACAACCAGUUUUGGAGAAAAUCUCCCUCUACCAGAAUAUGCCUCCACACCUAAGAACCACAACAGUAGGGUCAGUCGAAGAUAACCCGGAAUACCACUUGUUGACAGAAUCGAAUUUUCUCUCCACCCAAAUCGACAAUGAAAUCAUACUUGUGCACAAGUUUAUUCGAGACCAUUAUUCGGCCCGCUUCCCAGAACUCGAGACCCUCGUACAAAACCCGCUGGACUAUGCAAAGACCGUUGCUAUCAUCAAGAACGGACCACUGGACAAUAUCAAAGCGCUGGCUGAUUCUUCUCAUAACAUUGCCGGAGCCACUCUAAGAUCUAUCCUGGAUGGUCCAACGCUAAUGGUUGUGACCGUGGAAGGAACCACAACCAAAGGACAACCACUUAGUGACGCAGAGCUUGACACGACCCUGCGUGCGUGCCAGAUGACUAUGGAGUUGGACAGAGCAAAGAAGAUUCUGACGGAAUACGUCCAAUCGAGAAUGAACAUCUUCGCACCGAACUUGACCGUGCUCAUCGGGUCGUUGACAGCUGCUCAGUUGCUCAAUUUUGCAAAUGGAUUGAAAGGCCUUGCCAAAACGCCAGACCGCAAUGUCCCAGCGAUGGGUUCCAGAAAACAAAAGCAGAGCGGGUUGGCCACCAAUGUAGGCAUACGGCAACAAGGCUUUCUGUACCACUCACCUCUCAUUCAGAGCAUACCAAGUGAUCUGAAAGUUCAAGCAAUGCGAAUCGUAUCUGCCAAGCUUGUCCUUGCCGCUCGAGUCGACAGUGUACAUCAAGCACCAGAUGGCUCGACCGGAGAACAACUUCGCGAUGACUGCCUACGACGACUAGACAAGCUUACAGAGCCGCCCCCGAACCGAGGUCCACGAGCUUUACCUGCGCCCGAUGACAAACCAAGCAGAAAGCGAGGUGGUAGGAGAGCACGAAAAGCUAAAGAAGCCACUGCCAUGACAGACCUGAGAAAACAACAGAACAGGAUGGCGUUCGGUAAAGAAGAAAAAGAAGUUGGCUAUGGCACUGGCGAGGAAACGGCCGGGCUAGGCAUGAUCGGCGCAUCCAACGAUGGCAGAAUCCGAGCCACGCAAAUCGAUCGACGUACGAUGGCGAAAUUGAGCAAGAAGAAUCCCGGUUGGGGUGGUUCUGGCACAGCUACCAGUAUGAACAGCGGCAUGAAUACGUCGUUGAAAGGAUUUGGCAUGUCAGGCAAUGCGACAUCGCUACGAGCUUCAGGACUUCGCACCACGGGCGUGGGUGCAGGAACCGCCAGCUCCAUCUCAUUUACCCCGGUUCAGGGUCUUGAACUGGUGGAUCCAAAAGUGCAGGCCGAGCUCAAGAGGAAAAGAGAGGCUGAAAAUGCGGGUUACUUUUCCAGCGGUACAUUUACCCAAGUCAGUGCUGGAAAGACUGAUGGAGGAUUCAAGGUUCCUUCGUUACCCCAGGCGAAGAAGACGAACAUGGGGCCUCCGCCUCAACCGGCGAAAUGA
Molecule: messenger RNA, 1824 nt
Organism: Exophiala viscosa
Lineage: Eukaryota; Fungi; Ascomycota; Eurotiomycetes; Chaetothyriales; Herpotrichiellaceae
Exons: 2
Coding region: 1-1824 (607 amino acids)
Biological process (GO): mRNA splicing, via spliceosome; spliceosomal tri-snRNP complex assembly
Cellular component (GO): U4 snRNP; precatalytic spliceosome; U4/U6 x U5 tri-snRNP complex
Source: RefSeq, a predicted model, not a curated record